AUGGCGGUUCCUAAAGCCAUUGUUCUACCUCUCUUGCUCAUCCUCUGUGGUGCUGCUCUUGGAGCUCCUGCUUAUGAAGGUUACCUUCGUAAUGGAAACUUCGAGGAGUCACCAAAGAAAUCCGACAUGAAGAAAACAGUCCUACUCGGCAAAACCGCCUUGCCCGAAUGGGAAACCACCGGUUUAGUCGAGUACAUCGCCGGUGGUCCGCAACCAGGAGGAAUGUAUUUUCCGGUGGCUCAUGGGGUUCACGCAGUGAGGCUAGGAAACGAAGCAACCAUCUCUCAGAAACUAACGGUCAAGCCAGGUUCUCUCUACGCACUCACGUUCGGUGCAUCGAGAACUUGUGCACAAGAAGAGGUGCUUCGUGUCUCUGUGCCUCCUCAGUCCGGUGACUUGCCGCUUCAGACACUGUACAACAGUUUCGGUGGUGACGUGUACGCUUGGGCUUUCGUUGCCACGACUUCUGAAGUUACAGUGACUUUUCAUAACCCAGGAGUUCAAGAAGAUCCGGCUUGUGGUCCUUUGUUGGACGCUGUCGCCAUUAAAGAGCUUGUUCAUCCAAGGUACACCAAAGGGAACUUGGUGAAGAACGGAGGAUUCGAAGAAGGUCCUCACCGUCUAGUGAAUUCGACACAAGGAGUGCUUCUUCCACCUAAACAAGAAGAUCUCACAUCUCCUUUACCCGGUUGGAUCAUAGAAUCACUCAAGGCUGUGAAAUUCAUUGACUCCAAGUACUUCAAUGUCCCCUUUGGACAAGCCGCGAUUGAGCUUGUUGCAGGCAAAGAAAGUGCCAUUGCGCAAGUCAUUAGAACUUCACCAGGUCAAACUUACAGUCUCUCCUUCGUCGUUGGAGAUGCGAAAAAUGACUGCCAUGGAUCUAUGAUGGUUGAAGCUUUUGCAGCUAGAGAUACACUCAAAGUGCCACACACUUCAGUUGGUGGAGGUCAUUUUAAGACCGCGAGUUUCAAGUUCAAGGCGGUCGAGCCAAGAACCAGGAUUACUUUCUUCAGUGGUUUUUACCAUUCCAAGAAAGCUGAUAUUGGAUCUCUCUGUGGUCCUAUCAUCGAUGAGAUUGUGGUUUCUCAUGUCGCUUAG
Arabis nemorensis is the source of this 1098-nucleotide messenger RNA. The record is from the annotation of a GenBank genome assembly. Lineage: Eukaryota; Viridiplantae; Streptophyta; Magnoliopsida; Brassicales; Brassicaceae.